AGGAACAGUGUUGUGACAAAUUAAACGGUUUGCUGAUUCAGGUAACCAAAUCGGACAUUUUGUUUGUAAAAGACAAAUAAACAUGUGUGAUUUCCGCAGACGGUUGACAAUUACGUCGGAUUGAAAGAGGGAAAAUUGAUAUUUGGGACAACUUAGACUAACAUCAAAGAUGCCUCGAAAACGCCGCUCCCCCGAGAUGGACGACUCCGACGAGGACGACGACUCGCGCCACCCCCAGCGGAACGCCGCCAACGCCCGCGAGCGCGCCCGGAUGCGCGUCCUCAGCAAGGCCUUCUGCCGGCUCAAGACCACCCUGCCGUGGGUGCCGGCGGACACCAAGCUGUCUAAGCUGGACACGCUGCGUCUGGCCACCAGCUACAUAGCGCACCUGCGGGCCGUCCUCAUGGACCAACCUGUGCCGUCGGACCAGAUCCACAAGCACCCGUUAACGCUUACCUGGCCCUACAGUUUCCAACGAAGUGAAGCCAACACAGAUGUUAGUGGUGAAAGGGAGGCGCAAAUGUGGGGCGAUCUUUCCAUCCAGCCUGUCGUCAGGGAUAAAGACGUAUCCUAUUACUACUAAUUUAUACACCGAAAAAUCCUCCUCGGCUACGAUGAGGUGAAGGAAGAGAGAUUAGAACUUUUAAAUUAUUGCACACGGCGACUGCCAUUUAGUAAAUUUAUUAGGAUAAUUAACUAUGUCAGUGUGAAUUUGAUACUUUUGUGGAUGAUGUGUUAAUAUUGAGAUAAGUUAUUACGACCAUGGGCCUUGUUCCUGCUUCCCAGAACUGGACAUUUCAGGGAAGUUAAAUGAUGUAUUAUUUUUGAUGCAAUAUGUAACGAACGAUAUUUAUUUAACGGUAGAUUUAGCGCGUUAUUUUUAGAGUAGAUGCCUAUAUUUAUAUAAAUUGCUCUGAAUAAAUAAAAUUUAUUACGAAUA
Molecule: messenger RNA, 940 nt
Organism: Zophobas morio
Lineage: Eukaryota; Metazoa; Arthropoda; Insecta; Coleoptera; Tenebrionidae
Product: transcription factor 21-like
Exons: 3
Coding region: 170-583 (137 amino acids)
Biological process (GO): regulation of transcription by RNA polymerase II; developmental process
Molecular function (GO): DNA-binding transcription factor activity, RNA polymerase II-specific; RNA polymerase II transcription regulatory region sequence-specific DNA binding; protein dimerization activity
Source: RefSeq, a predicted model, not a curated record